AUGGUUGUGAGUCUUUCCGGUUAUUCUCCGCGGGAAGUAUACGAGGUAGAGUGUGCCAAAUUUAACUGCAAAAAGAAUAGUGCAAUAUGUAACUUCCUUUCGGAGCGGCCGGAUGACUUUAAAAGCAUCAGCGUUAUUGAUUUAUCAAAGAAUUUUGUGGGGCCAAAAGGUGUUCUGCCUCUUCUGGAGGUUGUUCGUCUCUGUGAAAAUCUCGAACUUUUGAAUCUGUGCGGUCAACAACUAGAUAAAAACGCUAUUGACGCACUCUGUUUGGUGUUGCGUAGUCAUCCCACUGUAAUUCAUUUAAAUCUCUCGGCCAAUCCACUUAGUAUGUCGGCAGGUACAUCGCUUCUCUUGCUGGCGAAGGACAAUCCGCUUAUUCAGCACAUCAACCUCACAGAUAGCUUCAUCAAACCAUCUGUUCUGUUGGCGAUUAAUGCACAAUUGGAGAGAAACAGAGAAUAUAGAGGUAAGGAAGCGGACCGAGCAGAUAUAAUUUCAAACGUGCAAAGGAAUGAGAAAUUAAACGGUGGUGAUGUUAGAAUACCCUUGCAGACAUCGCAAGAGAGAGGGGAAGUUCUUUCAAGGCCUAUGCAACCGAUUGUGCAAGACCAAAAUGUGACAUCGCGUGAAACAGAUGAUCAGGCAUACGAUUCCUUGUAUCCCCAUGAUUUGGGUGCCCUUUUGGCUAGUUUUACACAUGAGGUUCAUGAUGUCUUGUUUGAUGAAGAUCCGACAUCAUACGUAGCGAAAUAUUGCUCGGUGCGGCGGACAUGCUUUCACGAUGCAGACUUUCGUGCUGAUAGAGUCCCUCUUCGUCGCGGUGUUAGGCGGUGGGAUGCCUUCGCCUGGAGGCGUGUGAGCAAGUUGUUUCCAUCAGCAACGUUACUUCCGGAAGCUGGGGAAGAUAAGACACUGGUAUUCCCUCGCGAAUGCUUCCAAGCAUAUUCGUGGGUUUUUACCUGCGUUGAGGCUGUUUUCAAGGAUGCGGCAAUCCUUCGUGAUACUCUUUUCACUUCUUACGAUGUGGAUCACGGUGUUUAUGGUAUUCGCGUGUAUGUGGAUGGGCGGUGGCGGUACGUUAUAGUCGAUGACUAUCUUCCCGUUAACGAGAAGAACGAACUCAUGUUCACAAAACCCGUUGACAAUAAAUACUUCUGGCCUUGUAUACUAGAGAAAGCAUUAGCCAAGAUGUACGGUGGUUAUUUGGCACUUGAUAUAGAAUUUAUUUUGGAGUCCGUUCCACGAGCCCUUUCGAUGACUCCUGAAGCAACCACCCCAACGAACACGCCACUACUUGCGUCCAACGGUUUUCCGAACACUGUGGAGUGUCGUGAUGACGAUGUACGGCGUACGAGCUGCGCCAAAACACUACAAGACCUCAGUGGUGGGGUGGGUAUUACUCGCUUCCUGCGUACUGCUGAAUUUCAGAAGGAUGAGUGGUGGGCCUCUAUGCUAGAUAUGUCUAGGUCUGGUGCUAUUAUGGUGGGGAUAACAGACUUUGAAAAUGCCCUUCCCGGUAUAGAGACGGCUCACGCAUACCGCAUUACCCACGUGCAGCAGGUUGGUGGAAUAAAGCUCGUCAUGCUUUCCAGUCAGUGGUCGCCCCAGCAGUGGAAGGGCGAUUGGUCAGAUGAUUCUUGUCUAUGGCAGUCUCAUCGUGAUGUCAGUAUGACUCUUCGAAAAAAAAGGUUGGCCGGCGACCACUUUGGGUUUUGGAUGUCGUAUAACGACUUCCUUUCGGUUUUUAUUCAGGUGCAUAUUUGUCAUGUGUUUAAUGGCUUUACACAGCAUGUUGUGGAGUGUGAGUGGGGUAGGGACACCGCAGGGGGGCCAUGCUUUGACCAUCACUGGCACCUCAAUCCACACUUCAAACUGCGACUGUCAGAGAACACGCUCUUUUUCAUCAACCUUUCCCUACCGGACACGCGCUUUGCACCAACGUGCGUUAAGGCGAUGGGGAUGCAUAUUCUUAACAGCCCGCGGUACCCGGUAUGCUACCUACAUAACACGCAAGAUUGUGUCGUCGCAACCGAUUAUGUGGAGACGGACUCGAUUUCCGUAGAGGGCAAUUUUACAAAAGAAGGUGUUUAUUGGAUAGUUCCCAGUGCUGACUUGACAGGGGUAAUGAGCAGGUUCAUCCUCCGCAUGUUUGUGAGCUCACCAUUUGUUUUCUCUUCAGAAGUGAUUGGCAACCACUGGAAUACGCUGAAAUUCUCCGAUAUCAUAGAGUGUAGUGGCGAAUUCUGUGCGGGGGAUGACAACGCGCAAGUGCUUAUUCGGUUUCUCACAAAUGACAAGAUUAGAGAGGAGGUGUCGGUAGGUCCAAUUGUUGUGAAGGUGGCAACACCAGAGGAUAAGAACCUUGCGAUUGGGCUGUUCCUUGUACAUUCAAGUUUUGCGGGAUCGAAGGCGUCCAGGACCCUUGGAGUUGUGGAUAAAGGGGAUAUUGUGGCUUCGAGUCCUUAUGCAGUUACUGACAGGGCUUACAUUAUGGCAGACGUUUGCGAUAACGACGUGUACACAUUGAUAACAUGUAUUAGUCCCACCGGCUCACGCGCGGAAAUCGAAUACACCCUAUGGAGUGCCAUCCCCUCGCCGCAGCAUACCAUUUUACCUGUAUGGGGAAGGAAAAGCGUUACAGUGUCGUGGCCUGAGGGGAGUGGUUCUUUCUAUGGGGUGAAGAACAACCCGCAAAUUGAGAUAUGCCCUGAACGCGAUUUUGAUACGUUCGUUAUCAAGAUGAACCUCGUGGAAUGUAAUGUGACCGAUCCUGCGAUUGUUCUUUUCGUGCUUCAAAACGCCGGGAAUAAGGGGGAUGGUAUCAAGGGGAAAAUACCAGCGAAUCAGGUGUUAAAACGCUCUCAGUAUGUGCGACACCACUUUGUACAGUGCGAGCUGCAACUGCUAGAACCGACGGACUCCCUUUUGGUUAUUCCUUGUCUGCAGCCCACGGGGUCGAAAGGGGCGUGUGCCAUAACGGUUUCAACGGAAACUUCCGAUUUUUCUGUUAGAGUGUUGUCGAGUGUUUAA
Trypanosoma brucei brucei TREU927 is the source of this 3033-nucleotide messenger RNA. Its product is annotated as calpain-like cysteine peptidase, putative. Gene Ontology annotation, biological process: proteolysis. The record is from RefSeq and is a predicted model, not a curated record. Gene Ontology annotation, cellular component: cytoplasm. The coding region runs from base 1 to 3033 and encodes 1010 amino acids. The transcript has a single exon. NCBI's taxonomy places the organism in Eukaryota, Euglenozoa, Kinetoplastea, Trypanosomatida, Trypanosomatidae. Gene Ontology annotation, molecular function: calcium-dependent cysteine-type endopeptidase activity.